AUUCGACCCACUUGAUGUCGUCCGACUUGGUUUUGCCUGGCCAGCCAAUUCCGCUACCACGGGGCCCCGUUCCUCAACUUGCGGGCGGCAUCUACUCCAGAGAUGGUCAUGUAAGAGCAAGCCUUGUCGGUGUGCCGCGCUAUGAAGGAUCUGCGCUGGCAAUACCGCGUACGCGACCGCAUCCGCCAUCGCCUGAUUCCACCGUGCUCGGCUUUGUGUCGCGGCUGUCUCCUCAGCAAGCAGUAUUGUCCAUCACGGUUGUUGAUGGGGUCCCCCUUCCACCGGGCGAAGAGUUCACUGGCGUGAUCCGAGUCCAGGAUGUCAGAGCGACCGAGAAAGACAAGGUUAAGAUCGCUGACUGCUUCAGAGGCGGAGAUGUCGUAAAGGGCUUGGUGAUAUCCUUGGGCGAUGCUCGAAGCUACUAUGUGACCACCGCACGGAACGACCUUGGAGUCAUAUUCGCUACAAGCGAGGCAGGGGUGACAAUGGAACCUGUUUCGUGGCAAGAGAUGCGAUGUCCAAGAACAGGCAGAAUCGAAAAACGCAAGUGUGCAAAACCAGAAGGACUGUAGCAUCUACAUUGCAGCCUUCAUCAGUCCUUUGUUUUAUGUAUCGAUCUGCAUGCCGUUUGUAUUUCUAGAAUGGCUCUAGAGCCAUGACAGUGGACGGCCUCGCCUACCAAUGGACCGCUCUACGUCCGCAUCCCAUGCA
Messenger RNA from Postia placenta MAD-698-R-SB12, 711 nucleotides. RefSeq lists its product as hypothetical. NCBI's taxonomy places the organism in Eukaryota, Fungi, Basidiomycota, Agaricomycetes, Polyporales, Adustoporiaceae. The record is from RefSeq and is a predicted model, not a curated record. Gene Ontology annotation, biological process: RNA processing. The coding region runs from base 15 to 572 and encodes 185 amino acids. Gene Ontology annotation, molecular function: RNA binding. Gene Ontology annotation, cellular component: cytoplasm; nuclear exosome (RNase complex). The transcript has 4 exons.